Meriones unguiculatus (Mongolian gerbil) is the source of this 6054-nucleotide messenger RNA. It is a transcript of the gene Jkamp, whose product is annotated as JNK1/MAPK8 associated membrane protein. Lineage: Eukaryota; Metazoa; Chordata; Mammalia; Rodentia; Muridae. The transcript is spliced from 6 exons. Gene Ontology annotation, cellular component: membrane. Gene Ontology annotation, biological process: response to unfolded protein. Gene Ontology annotation, molecular function: ubiquitin protein ligase binding. The coding region runs from base 429 to 1160 and encodes 243 amino acids. The record is from RefSeq and is a predicted model, not a curated record.
GAGGAAGAAAAAAGCGGGGGCGGGACCUCUGGGUCCUGUCUAGGAAUCGCCGGAGACGGUGGAGACUAGUCCGAGUUGGAGGCCGGGCCUGUGUUCCUGCUCUAGCCCGGGGGAGGCCUCUGAGUCUGGACCCGGAAAGGGUGGAGCCUCUGAGCUCAAACCCGGAAGCGCGAGAGAGGCUUCCGAUCCUAGACGAGGAAACCGGCUUUCUGGGAUCUUAGGCCGGGAAGUCUGCGGCGAGCACUCCUGCCUUACGGAGGAGGCGGUGGUGGGGCGGGACUCGGGGCCUCAUGUAGCAGGGCGGGGUUCCCGCGCCAUUGCCAGGCUAGCGGGAGGUGGGGCGGCCCGGCCCGCCGUGGCCCGGAUGUUCGGCCGCUGCGUUCGGACCCGCUGAUCCCCCGGCCUCUCUGGGGAACCUAGUGUGGCCAAUGGCUGUCGAUAUUCAACCAGCAUGCCUUGGACUCUACUGUGGGAAGACUCUGUUGUUUAAAAAUGGCUCCAAUGAGAUCUAUGGAGAAUGUGGGGUCUGCCCAAGAGGACAGAGGACAAAUGCGCAGAAAUACUGCCAGCCCUGCACAGAGUCCCCAGAGCUUUAUGACUGGCUCUAUCUUGGAUUUAUGGCAAUGCUUCCUCUUGUUUUACAUUGGUUCUUCAUUGAGUGGUACUCGGGGAAAAAGAGCUCCAGUGCCCUUUUCCAGCACAUCACAGCGCUGUUUGAGUGCAGUAUGGCAGCUGUCAUCACCUUGCUCGUGAGUGAUCCUGUGGGUGUCCUUUACAUCCGUUCCUGCCGAGUGCUGAUGCUCUCCGACUGGUACACGAUGCUCUACAACCCGAGUCCAGAUUACGUCACCACGGUGCACUGCACCCACGAAGCCGUCUACCCACUAUACACCAUCGUGUUUGUUUAUUAUGCUUUCUGCUUGGUGUUAAUGAUGCUUCUCCGACCUCUUCUGGUGAAGAAGAUUGCCUGCGGACUAGGGAAAUCUGACCGGUUCAAAAGCAUUUACGCUGCACUUUACUUCUUCCCCAUCUUAACCGUGCUGCAGGCGGUUGGUGGGGGCCUCCUGUUGUCUUUUCUAAGAAGUCUUCCGAGAAGCAGAGUUGAAGCCUUUUGGCCCAGGAGCAGGCAGGAGUGGGUAUCAUCCCGCUGGCAAUGCUGAUUCAAGGUGAGGGUGAAACGGAAAGAGGAAAUUGGAGGCUAGUUGGAAUCUGUUACUCCUCAUGCUCUAGCUCACAGAUCAUCUGUUUCAUUUAGUUGCCUAGUGUCUGAAAACACCCAGGCUCUGUCUACCCCCUAGUGUUUCCUGUUCGUUUCAGCCCACUUCAGUUCUUUGUCUUUGUGGCUGGACUGUGAGUCUAGGUAUUGGGACUUUCUUAGUUUUUAUUGCUGUGAUAUAACACCAUGACCAAGGCAGCUUAUAGAAGAGUUUCUUUAGGUUUAAGGUUUCUAAGGGUUAAGAGUCCAUUGAGGCUGGGAAUUAUGGCAGCACGUAGUAGAUAGGGUGGCCAAACCAACUGAGAGCUCACCUCUCAAACUACAUGCAGGAAGCAGAAGGUGAUGGAGAAAAAGCAUGAGUCUUUAAACUCCCAGUCAGGCCCCCCAGUGACACACUUCUGACAAGGCCACACUUCCUAAGCCUCCCAAAUAGCACCACCAACUGGGGGCCAAGUAUUCAAACAUGAGCCGAUGGGGAACAUUCUCAUUCAGACCACAACAGGGACCUUACCAGGAUUUAGGCAGAAGAGUGACAUGGUCAGAUUUCCAGUUUAGAAAGAUAACCCGACUGGAAUGAAUAACAGUGCCUUGUCAGAGGAGAAAAGCUGGGAAUCUACUUGGAGUGACAGCAGUAAACUGAGCCUUGGCUGACUUAAACAGGAAUGCUAGGAAUAUGCAGUCAUUUCAAAGGUAGGGAUUACUAAAACAAGGAACAAACAAGGCGAUUGGGAAUGAACUGAGAAUAUGAUAAAGCAACGUUCUCUUUAAGUAACUGAUAGAGGGGUAAAUAGUACUAGAGAAAAUAAGUCGAUUGAGAAAAGUUAAUUUGUUUUAAGCUCUCAGAAUAGUAGGUAGAGUCUGGAUGGAGGGACGUCUGGGCUGGAGUUAAGCUUCGUCACCCAAUCGCUUUGAGUCACUCCCUCACCGACUAGUGUGAGUCAGAGAUGAUCUAGGCCCACCCUGCUCUACAGUACUUCAGGCCUUUCCUUUCAGGAUACUCAAGGAAGUACACCAUGUUUUAGAGAUAUUGCAUUUCAGGUAAAUACUGCCCAACACAUUUCUUCCAUUAUCAAAACUUUCUAUCCCAACAGAGUUUCCUUCAGACUUUCAUGCUUCUGAUCCUUGAACAAGAUUCACUAGGAGAGCUUGGUGGGCCCUCAGGAACACCCUCUGACUCCUGGUGACUCAGGCAUUGGUGUGACCAACAUUGAGCUUAUCAGUAAUUUGGGAACUUAUGCUAAGUCUGACUAAAAUACUCGUGGAAGCCCUCAGGCUGUUGCAGUUAUCUCCAUGGUUGGGUAGUUUGGUGUUGGACUUUAUUCUGCCUACUUCACGGCAUAGAAGUGUUUGUGGUCACAAGGCAGCGAUGAUGGAGCGGUAUGCCCGGUGGAACCUUCACUGAAUGGUAGAUCAGAGUGAACCCGUUGGUUGGAGUGUGAAAGUGAUCCACCUCAAAGAAGACCAGAAAGAGUACUUAGAGGAGAGGUGGGUAGUGGAAGUAGUGAAAAAGCACUCACAGUUAUGCUGUCACACUCUACUUGGAGGAGGAGAGGGAUGAUGAUGAGGUAGAAGACAAGGAAGAGGAAGAUAAAGAUAGUGAAGAGAAGUCUAAGACUGAAGAUGUGAAUUCAGGUGAGGAUGAGGAUAUUGGUACAGUUAAAAAAACGAGGGAAAUUCAGGGUGAAUACACUAAUCAGGAAAAGCCAAGUAAGACUGAGCUCAUUUAGAACAGAGAUUCUGAUGCCAUCUCUCAGGAGGAAUAUGGCAGAUUCUGUGAACCUCUCCAGUGACUGGAAAGGCCACUUGGCCAUCAGGCACCUCUCUGGAGUGAGGAUGGCGUUCAGGGUGUUGCUCUUGAUCCGUUGGCAAGCUCCUUUUGACCUGUUUGAGAAUAAGUGCAGUAAAGCUGCACUGUGUGUUCAUCAUGGAGAACUGUGAUGAGCUGAUGCCCAGAAACCUCAUCUGUGGCAUUGUUGACUGGGGAUUGCCCCUGAAUAUCUCCCAAGAUGCUCCAACAGAACAAAGUCUUGAAAGUUUCCACAAAGGCAUUGUAUGCAAGGAAGUGCCUUGAACUCGUCUCUGAGCUGCAGCAAACAAAGAACCACAAGUGCUGCCGUGAGGCAUUCUCCUGAGUCUAAAGCUUGGAAUCCCUGAAGAUUCCACUAAGCAACAGUGCCUCUUUGAGCUGUCUGUCUGUCGUACCUCUCAGCCUGGAGAUGUCUUUUCUGUCAGCACGUGUCUCGCAUGAAGAAAACUGUAUGCUCUGGUGAGGGCAAAGAGGAGCUGGCCAACUCUGUUCUUGAGAAAUGGAUGUGUACAUGACAGCCUCAUUGGCGAGUCCUGGAUGCAGCAGCUCAAGGAGUUUGAAGAGCCUUGUCUCCAUACCAAAGAGCAUCCGGAGCUACUUAGAGGAGGAGGAGAACAAGGUGGUGUUUGAGAACAUCUGCAUGCUCCUGGAAGAUGCCUUGGAUGAGAAGGUUGAGGAGGUGAUAGUCUCUGAUAGGCUUGUGUCUUCAUCCUGUUGUAUUAACAGGCACCUUCAGGCCAGUGUGGAACAGAUCGUGAAGGCCCAGGCACUUUAAGACAGCUCUGUAGUGGGCUGUUUGAUGGUCAGAGGGUCCCUAGAGAUCACUCCCAACCACCCCAUGUACCCCAUGUGCAGAACCCAUGGUAGAAGGCUAAGGCUUAAACGGGUAUCAGGAGCACUGCUGUCAGGCAUCGCUCUACUCUCUGCUGGCUUCUGGCUUGAGGAUCCCCAGACCCUCUCCAGCCAAAUUCAUCCCAUGUUCAAGUUAGGCCUGGCCACUGAUGAAGAUGAGGUGACAGCGGAGGAGCCCAGUAUUGGUGCUGCUAAUGCUAUCUUCCAACUGUGUAUGAUGAGGCUCUAUCUCCCAUGGAAGCAGGUUGCCGUCCCCCUAGGAACCCUGGCCCUCUAUAGUUUCCUCAUGGCUCCUGCAGAAGCUGUGAGUGGCCCUGGCCCCUACAGCUCCCUCUCCUAUUGCCUCAAGUUCUUUUCUGCCUGUGUGUGUCUAAUGCAGGAAAAUUACCUCCUUUACCUGAGAGCCGGGUUGGGUGUUCUGUAUUGUUUUUGUUUUGUUUUGUCCUGAAAUUGAAAUACACAAAACAUAAAAUUAAAAGUAAUGGUCUACUUCCUCUGGCCUAAGUAUUGGUGCCACUGUUUUGAAGUUGUUUAUAGAUAGUAGAAAGGGAAAACUAUGGAAAUCAGGAAAAAGAUUGGAAUGUUAAUACAAGGAGAUAGCCAGAUAGCAUUGCUUCCUAAAUCAUAUUGCAAAGUGUUUUUUCAGGUGACAGAAAUGACUUCAUUAGAGGAACAUUAGACUGAAAACAGGCUUGUCCACACAAUUUACUAUCAAGCCUAACAUUCUUGCUUGCUUGCAUGCUGCUAACUUAGUCACAGAACGCUCAUACCAAAUUUACAUUCUAGAAAAAGAGAAGUGACUUUUUUUAUUUGUAGGAGAUAUGUAGCAAGCACGAGCAAAAUCUGUCGGACUAUUUCUGGUAGCUGGGGGUUGAUGGCCUGGGGAGAAAAGGUCUGGGCAUGGUUGGGAGGCAGCCAGCACAAAUGUCUGGCCUUGAUGUAUUCGUUAGCUAGCAUUUCAGUGCGAUGCCCAGCUGAGCCAACAGCGAGAGCAUGCUGAUCCCCAAGCCCCAGCCCAGACCCAGCUGCACAGAUCUCAGGUGCUCUCACGGCCUAGAAUUUAAGGACCACCCUUAAUCCCAGGUCUAGCCCAGUAGUACCUGUCUGCCCCGUGAAGUUUGGCCUUUUUAUCAGGUCACAACUUGAUACAACUAGCAAAGUUAUUCAGCUGUAAGUUAACUGACUUUUUUGUUGUUUUCUUUUUGGAAUGGCUGAUUGAGGACACAACACUAGCAUAACAUGUUGUGUCGUUAACUCAGUUCUAAGUUGAACAGGGCUGUUGAUAGUCGAGGCUUCGGCCUCCACAUCCUAAUGAAUGUUGCCACUUGUUCCAAAUGUGCUUUGUAGAAUAACUGGAAGUUUUAUAAACUGGUUAUUUUAAAAUAAUUGUGUAGAAGUAAUUCAGGGUAUUUUUUUUUCUCAAUUUGCCUGUUUUGUGUGCUAUAAAUUUAGACCUAGGAAAAGGAAAAUGGUAAUGUUUUAUAGGGAAGACUUUUGCUUCAGAUGUAAUUGCUAUACUGUGUUUGAAAUAGAAAUUUCCAGAAUUUUGAGAGGGAGCAUACCAAAAGAAUAUUAACUAAAAUGUUUGAUAAAUGAACUUUUCUAAAGAUAAUGAAAGCUGAGUUACUCUUAUAUCCAUCCCUAAGUCUUCUCAACCAAGGUUCUGUUCCUGGACCAUAAAGCACCAAAAGCUGAGUAUUCUCUCAAUUCUCUUGUUACAUAGUACAUAGUUACUGUUAGUACAUAGUUACUAUUAACAUUUUAGAUAAUGGGAGAGAAGUUAAGUCUUUGCAAGUAAUCCUUCAGCUGCCUCAAAUCCCUUAGCUUCUCACAGAUGAACAAAGAUAGAUUUAUAUUUUUAAUAGACUGAGAGAAAAAAAACAAACUUGCUAUGUGACAGUUAUAUGAAACUCAUAUUUUACUACUUAAAUUUUAUUGGAACAGAGGCACAGCUACUCAUGUACACCACAGCUGAGCUGGGGAGUGGAGGUGGAGACUGUGUGGCCUCUAAUCUAUAAAGAACUGUAAUCCAUAAAGAACUGGCUGUCAGUCUCCUCUCAGGGGCUAGGACUCAAGUUCCAGAACUGGCUGGGAGAGUAUCCAGAAGAGCUAGGUUCUACCUGAUGGUUUAAUUAGCUGAUUGGUUACCUGAUGGUUCGUUUCUAAUGCAGCAUCUUAU